Molecule: messenger RNA, 918 nt
Organism: Penicillium pulvis
Lineage: Eukaryota; Fungi; Ascomycota; Eurotiomycetes; Eurotiales; Aspergillaceae
Product: SDR family NAD(P)-dependent oxidoreductase
Exons: 2
Coding region: 1-918 (305 amino acids)
Cellular component (GO): intracellular anatomical structure
Molecular function (GO): oxidoreductase activity, acting on NAD(P)H, oxygen as acceptor
Source: RefSeq, a predicted model, not a curated record
AUGAAAUCUGUAAUCCAAUCGCAGAAAACUGCCCUGAUCACCGGGGCUGCCUCGGGUGUUGGGUUUGCCAUAGCAAAGCUCUGCCGAAGCAAGGGCAUGCAUCUUGCCUUGCUGGAUAUUGAUCAGGACAACUUGGCAAAGACGAAAAAGGUCCUGGCUGACCUUGACUCUUCUCUCAAAACAGAGGCAUACACAUUCGAUGUCGCCGACGCUGCGGCGUGGAAAGAAAAGGCCGCAGGGAUAAAUGAGAUCUUCCCCGACAUUGACCUGGUGGUGCUAAAUGCGGGGAAAGCCUAUAAGCCCCAGGAAUCCUCUCCAAGUCGCCUUAAACAAUGGCUGGAUGGAGAAUACUGGCGAAAGACUCUUGACACGAAUGUUUACGGCCCCCUCAACGGGUUAGAAGUUCUUCUCCCUCUGCUGCUCUCGUCGAAAUACCAAACACCCAAGUCCAUUGUUGUGACAGGCUCCAAACAAGGCAUUACGAACCCGCCUGGUGGAGGUAAUCCGGCAUACAAUGCGUCCAAGGCCGCAAUCAAGAGUCUGACCGAGCAUCUCGCCUACGACCUACGGUCUGAUCCGACUACUGCCCAUAUCUCCGUCCACCUCUUGAUUCCGGGCUGGACUUGGACUGGACUCAUGGGGAAUGUCGGCCCAACCAAUGAAAAGGAAAUCAGGAAGCCAGAGGGCGCUUGGUAUCCAAGUCAAGUCGCAACAGAGUUGUUGGAAGGUCUGGAAAAGGGGUCAUUCUAUAUUAUCUGUCCCGAUGGUGAGACUGAUCGUGCCCUGGAUCAAGCGCGUAUGAAAUGGGGUGGUGAAGAUGCCGUUGAGGGUAGACCGGCACUAUCACGUUGGGAGAAUAGUUGGAAGGGUCGUGCUGAAGCAGCGAUCCACGCAGAUGCGGAGGUGCGUCGAGGUUGA